AUGUCAUUCAGAGGAGCACCACGCGGUCGCGGAACAGGCGCAAAUUUUGGAGGCGGUGGAGGUAGAGGAGGCGGUGGAUUUGGUGGUCGUGGAGGCCGCGGUGGAUUUGGGCAAAGAGACAAUGGGCCCCCAGACACGGUUCAAGAAAUUGGCGCCUUCCAACACGCAUGUGAGGGUGAGAUGGUUUGCGAGUCUACGAACACGAAAAUCCCAUAUUUCAAUGCGCCAAUCUAUUUGCAGAACAAGCUAACAGCCACAACGACUCAAAUCGGGAGAGUGGAAGAAAUUCUAGGACCAAUCAACCAUGUCUACUUUAGCGUCAAAGUGUCAGAAGGAAUACAAGCAUCAUCGUUCAAGUCCGGCGACAAAUUCUUCAUCGGCGGCGACAAGCUUCUCCCAUUAGAAAAAUUCCUCCCUAAACCCAAACCACCACCAGGAACAGCAAAGCCUAAGCGAGCAGGAGGAGCUAGAGGAGGCCGAGGUGGACCAAUGCGAGGCGGCCGUGGAGGAGCAAGGGGCGCUCCAAGAGGCCGUGGUGGUUUCAGCGCUGGUGGACGAGGUGGUCGUGGAGGCUCAGGAGGUUUUUCCAGAGGAAGUUCGGGAGGUUUCACACCCAGAGGUCGGGGUGGUGCCAGUCGGGGCUUUUCUCGUGGACGUGGUUAA
Molecule: messenger RNA, 663 nt
Organism: Cadophora gregata
Lineage: Eukaryota; Fungi; Ascomycota; Leotiomycetes; Helotiales; Ploettnerulaceae
Product: H/ACA snoRNP pseudouridylase subunit
Exons: 5
Coding region: 1-663 (220 amino acids)
Biological process (GO): snoRNA guided rRNA pseudouridine synthesis; ribosome biogenesis
Cellular component (GO): box H/ACA snoRNP complex
Molecular function (GO): box H/ACA snoRNA binding
Source: RefSeq, a predicted model, not a curated record